GUGACGCCCGGACGCGCCUCAGAGGAGCGCAGCAGCGGAGCGGGAGAGACGGCGUGUGUGCAGCCGUCAACUAGCUGGAGGAUCCCACUCGGACGGAGGACCCUUAUGGCUGCUUGAGAGCCCACCUCAAAACUUUUCCCCCCGUUCCCCCCUUCUUUUUUUUCUUCUUCUUCUUCUUCACUUUUUUGCUUGUCAAGUGCUUGUCCUCAUCACAAGUAGCGGCCGCAGGUCCCAGAGAGUUGCUUUGAGCGGCGGACCACUCAGGCAGGCCGUCAUGGAUACCUCCAUCAGAUGGAAAGUUAAAAGGAGGAUAAGGGACGCCCAAAUCUCCUUGGCGAUCAUUUUGGUUUUUGUCACAUCGCAGGCGAGUUCAGCGGAACCAGCCAACCUCUUGCAGAUUUUAGAUUUUCCCAGUUUGCCCGAGGGCGUCACGAAAACAACAGGCUUCUGCUCACAUCGGAGGUCGUCACAAGGACCCGAUGUGGCCUACAGGGUAUCCAAAGAUGCCCAGCUCAGCGCCCCCACCAAACAGCUCUAUCCAGGUGAUGUAUUCCCUGAGGACUUCUCCAUCUUGGCCACAGUGAGGCCCAAGAAGGGCAGCCAGUCCUUCCUGUUGUCCGUCUAUAAUGAGCAGGGAAUCCAGCAGGUGGGAAUGGAAAUGGGUCGCUCGCCCGUCUUCCUGUACGAGGACCACACGGGCAAACCCGGCCCGGAGGACUACCCUCUUUUCCGUGGAAUCAACCUGGCUGACGGAAAGUGGCAUCGAGUGGCCAUCAGCGUACACAAGCAGACCAUCACCCUCAUUCUGGACUGUAAAAAGAAGACCACCCAGAAGUUGCUCCGGUCUGCCCACCCCAUCAUCGAUACCAAAGGAAUUAUAGUGUUUGGAACCAGGAUACUUGAUGAAGAGGUCUUUGAGGGAGAUAUCCAGCAGCUAAUGAUUGUAGCAGACCACCGUGCUGCUUAUGACUACUGCGAGCACUACAGCCCCGACUGUGAGGUGGCGGUGCCCGACCAGCCGCAGAACCAGGACCCCAACACCGAAGACUAUAACACAGAGGAGGACAGUUAUUAUUAUGAAUACCCUUACUAUGAGGAUAUGGACGGAAAGCCUCUUGAAUCGACUGCCGACGCUGAGGAAAAGGAAGUUAAGGUGACAGGUGCGGUUUCCAGAGAUGACGUGACAGUCGGCGCUGGCGGCAAAGUGGUGACUUCCAUCUCGUCGAGCUCGUCCUCUUCAAGCUCAUCAUCCUCGGGCUCGUCCUCCUCCAGCUCGUCAAGCAGCUCUUCGUCAACUGGCGCAGGCGGACGUGACGACGGCUCUUAUGACAGCUACGACAGCUACGGAAACUACGAGAACUACUACGACGAGCUGACGCCGGCCACUCCCGACGACGGUGACGACUCCCGCCGUAUCACCAUCACCAGCACCGGCACCGGAGGUCAGCUGGACCUGGGAACAGCUGGAAAGAUUGACCUGGGCACAGGGGGCGGCGUGGAAACCAGGGUCGUCACCGGCGGUGGGGGAAGCUCCUUCACCAUCAAUAAAACAACAGUUGGAACUUCCGAUGACGACUACGGCGAUGGCUACGAUUACGGAGUGGACAGCCACAUAACCACUGGCGGAGGAGGCAGCAGUAGCCGUACAGUCCACAUCGGCGGUGGCGGUAGCAGCAGCAGCAGCACCGUGCACAUUGGCGGUGGAGGUGGCGGUAGCAGCAGCACCAUCCAUCUUGGUGGUGGCGGUAGCAGCAGCAGCGGCACCAUCACUCUGGGUGGUGGAGGCAGCAGUAGCAGCAGCAGCACGAUCAAUCUCGGUGGUGGAGGUAGCAGCAGCAGCAGAAUCCAUCUCGGUGGUGGAGGAAGCAGCAGCACCAUCACACUAGGUGGUGGCAGCAGCACAAUCGACCUCGGUGUCGGAGGUGGCAGCAGCGGCGGCACCAUCACACUCGGCGGUGGCGGUAGCAGCAGCAGCUCCACCAUCACGCUCGGCGGUGGCGGUAGCAGCAGCAGCACCAUCACGUUAGGUGGCGGAGGAACCAGCAGCAGUUCCACCAUAACACUCGGCGGUGGGUCUGUUGGAGGCGGUUCUGUAUCCGUUGGCGGCGGUUCCGUCUCGGUAGGAGGAUCUUCCACGACCGGUGGCGGCUCGGCCAGCGCCGGAACCGGUGCUGGUGGUUCCAUUGCCACUGGAACCGGCCUGGGCGUGGAGGGCGAAGAUGACUACAAGGACCUGGACGGAUUCAAAGAGGCCAUCAUCACCGACUACGAUGACAUAGAUCUGUAUGACACCUAUGACGAUCUGGACUACCAAGAGAAAGGGUCCAAAGUUCUUCCUGCCGAGACCAAUGAGUAUUACGGACAGGUCGAUGGCGCCCGUGGCGAGAAGGGACAGAAAGGAGAGCCCGCUGUCAUCGAGCCUGGAAUGCUGGUGGAGGGUCCGCCUGGGCCUGAGGGGCCUGCGGGUCUCCCUGGACCCCCAGGUGCCUCUGGAUCACCAGGCAUUGCUGGAGAUACAGGAGAGCGCGGCCUUCCGGGUCGUCCUGGUCUUCCCGGUGCUGAUGGUCUGCCAGGACCCCCUGGCACAGUCCUCAUGCUGCCUUUCCGAUUAAGCGCCGGAGGGGACUCUGGCCAAAAGGGACCUGCCGUGUCAGCUCAGGAGGCCCAGAUGCAGGCCAUUAUGCAGCAGGCCCGUCUGGCAAUGCGUGGAUCAACUGGUCCGAUGGGUUUGACUGGUAGACCCGGCCCGCUGGGUCCUCCUGGCGUGCCAGGACUAAAGGGAGAGUCCGGAGAAGCGGGUCCUCAGGGUCCUCGUGGAGCAAUGGGAUCAUCUGGACCUUCCGGAAAGCCCGGCAGAAGGGGUCGCUCUGGAGCUGAUGGUGCCAGGGGCAUGCCGGGUCAAUCAGGACCGAAGGGAGAUCGUGGGUUCGAUGGUCUGGCUGGACUCCCUGGUGAAAAAGGACACAGAGGUGAAGCAGGCCCCCACGGACCACCCGGUGCUCCUGGCGAGGAUGGAGAGCGGGGAGAUGACGGAGAGAUCGGACCAAGGGGACUUCCUGGUGAACCAGGCCCUCGUGGUUUGCUGGGACCUAAAGGACCUCAGGGACCUCCCGGACCUCCUGGCGUAACUGGAGUGGACGGCCACCCUGGACCCAAAGGCAACAUCGGGCCUCAAGGAGAACCAGGACCACCAGGCCAGCAAGGAAACCCUGGUGCUCAGGGACUUCCUGGGCCACAAGGAGCCAUCGGCGCCCCCGGAGAGAAGGGCCCCACUGGUAAACCUGGUUUACCAGGAAUGCCAGGCGCUGAUGGACCACCGGGUCACCCUGGAAAAGAAGGACCUCAUGGAGAGAAGGGACACAUGGGCCCCGCUGGUCCUCAAGGACCCAUCGGUUAUCCUGGGCCUCGAGGCGUGAAGGGAGCAGACGGCGUCCGCGGCCUGAAAGGAAACAAGGGAGAGAAGGGAGAAGACGGCUUCCCGGGCUUCAAGGGAGACAUGGGUAUCAAAGGCGACAGGGGUGAGCUUGGACCAGCGGGACCCAGAGGAGAAGACGGCCCCGAGGGCCCUAAGGGUCGAGGCGGCCUCCCUGGUGAUUCCGGUCCCCUCGGCUCACCUGGUGAAAAGGGUAAACUGGGAGUGCCCGGCUUGCCAGGAUACCCAGGAAGACAAGGACCAAAGGGAUCUCAGGGUUUCCAAGGCUUCCCAGGUGCCAACGGAGAGAAAGGAACUCGGGGAACCGCAGGAAAGCCGGGUCCACGUGGGCAGCGAGGACCGACGGGUCCUCGUGGUGAGAGAGGACCAAGAGGACCAACUGGCAAAGCUGGACCUAAAGGUAACUCCGGAACAGACGGCCCACCAGGACCUCCCGGUGAGAGGGGUCUGCCAGGACCUCAGGGACCGACAGGAUUCCCAGGACCAAAGGGACCACCCGGGCCUGCAGGGAAAGACGGACUUCCUGGACAUCCUGGACAGAGAGGAGAGACUGGAUUCCAAGGCAAGACCGGCCCUCCUGGUCCUCCUGGUGUGGUCGGACCUCAGGGACCAACGGGUGAGACCGGGCCGAUGGGAGAUCGUGGCCACCCCGGACCUCCGGGCCCACCCGGUGAGCAGGGUCUUCCUGGAGCUGCAGGGAAGGAAGGAGCCAAAGGUGACCCAGGCCCUGCCGGCCCCGCUGGUAAAGAUGGCCCACCUGGACCCAGAGGUUUCACCGGAGAGAGGGGCCUUCCCGGACCUGUGGGGGCUCACGGUCUGAAAGGCAACGAGGGUCCACACGGUCCACCUGGCCCUGCUGGUUCUCCUGGUGAGCGGGGUCCUGCUGGCCCAGCUGGACCCACAGGUCUGCCUGGACGCCCCGGCCCACAGGGACCUCCAGGCCCUGCUGGAGAGAAAGGCGGACCGGGAGAGAAAGGACCUCAAGGCCCAGCUGGAAGAGACGGUAUUCAGGGGCCGGUGGGUCUACCUGGACCUGGGGGACCACCUGGACCACCUGGAGAGGAUGGAGAUAAGGGAGAACUUGGGGAACCCGGCCAGAAAGGCAGCAAAGGUGACAAAGGAGAACAUGGUCCCCCAGGCCCCACCGGACCUCAAGGACCAGUCGGAGCACCUGGUCCUGCCGGAGCAGAUGGUGAGCCUGGUCCCCGAGGUCAGCAAGGUCUGUUUGGCCAGAAGGGAGAUGAAGGAUCAAGAGGUUUCCCGGGACCCCCGGGUCCAGUUGGCCUGCAGGGCUUGCCUGGUCCUCCUGGUGAAAAAGGAGAAACCGGUGACGUCGGUCAGAUGGGCCCACCUGGUCCUCCUGGUCCCAGAGGCCCCUCAGGACCCCCUGGUGCCGACGGCCCACAGGGACCUCCAGGUGGUAUUGGCAACCCCGGUGCUGUUGGCGAAAAAGGAGAUGCUGGUGAGACUGGAGAACCAGGCCUUCAAGGAGACGUCGGUCCGCCGGGUCCAAGAGGAGAACGAGGAGAGAAGGGAGAGGCUGGUCCAGCUGGUACUGCUGGGCCUCCUGGUCCUAAGGGUCCCCCUGGAGAUGAUGGUCCCAAAGGAAGCCCAGGUCCGAGCGGUUUCCCUGGUGAUCCUGGUCCCCCUGGAGAACCCGGCCCAGCUGGCUUAGACGGCCCACCUGGUGAUAAGGGAGAUGAUGGAGAAGCCGGCCAGGCAGGUUCCCCUGGACCUACUGGAGAGUCCGGUCCCUCUGGACCACCAGGAAAGAGAGGACCGCCUGGAGUGACAGGACCUGAGGGUAGACAAGGAGAGAAGGGGGCCAAGGGAGAGCCAGGCUUAGAAGGUCCACAGGGAAAAACUGGUCCCGUUGGACCUCAAGGAUCACCUGGCAAACCUGGUUCUGAAGGUCUUAGAGGAAUCCCUGGUCCAGUUGGCGAGCAAGGUCUACCUGGUUCUCCUGGCCCUGAUGGACCUCCUGGCCCGAUGGGUCCCCCUGGCUUACCUGGUUUGAAAGGAGACUCUGGCAUCAAAGGAGAGAAGGGUCAUCCUGGUCUUAUUGGUCUUAUCGGGCCUCCAGGCGAGCAGGGAGAAAAGGGUGACAGAGGUCUUCCCGGUCCACCAGGAACGUCCGGUCCCAAAGGAGACAACGGUAUCGCUGGUCCUUCUGGUCCACUUGGUCCACUUGGUCCUCCUGGAUUACCCGGUCCUCCUGGUCCGAAAGGUGCUAAAGGGUCAGCGGGCCAAACUGGACCAAAGGGAGAGAGUGGUACACCCGGACCUCCUGGACCUCCUGGCCCCCCUGGCGACGUCAUCCACCCUCUUCCCAUCCAGGCUCCCAGCAAGGGCAGGACACGCAGGAAUAUCGAUGCCAGCCAGAUGAUGGACGACGAGGCGGUGGACGCCAACUACAAGGACUACGACGAUGGCAUGGAGGAGAUCUUUGGCUCGCUCAACUCCCUCAAGUUGGAGAUCGAGCAGAUGAAGCACCCUCUGGGCACGCAGGGCAACCCCGCCCGCACCUGCAAAGACCUUCAGCUGUGCCACCCGGACUUCCCCGAUGGCGAGUACUGGAUCGACCCCAACCAGGGAUGCUCCCGGGACUCCUUCAAAGUCUACUGUAACUUCACAGCCGGCGGCGAGAGCUGCAUCUUCCCCGACAAGAAGUCUGAAGGGAGCAAAAUGGCAAAAUGGCCCAAAGACUCGCCAGGCACAUGGUAUAGUCACUACAAGAGAGGUUCCCUGCUCUCCUACGUGGACGCCGAGGGAAACCCCAUCGGCGUGGUCCAGAUGACAUUCCUGCGGCUGUUGAGCGCCGCCGCCCGCCAGAACAUGACGUACAGUUGCCACCAGUCCGUGGCCUGGCACGACCAGGAGCAGGACAACUACGACAAAGCCAUCCACUUCCUGGGCUCCAACGACGAGGAGAUGUCCUACGACAACAACCCUUACAUCCGCGCCGUGGUGGACGGCUGCGCGCUGAAAAAGGGCUACGACCGGACAGUACUUGAGAUCAACACUCCAAAGGUGGAGCAGGUCCCCUUCGUGGACAUCAUGUUCAACGACUUUGGCGGCCCCUCGCAGAAGUUCGGCUUCGAAGUAGGCCCCGUCUGUUUCAUCGGCUAGAGACUGACCAAAAUGGAGGGAAAUUAAGAAACGACACUUAUUUUUGUUCUCUCAGAAAAAGAAAAUAGGACAUUUCUAUUUGUACAAAAAAAAAAACAACAACUUUGUUUGAUUUCCGUAAUGAGCAAAAUUCAGUAGGAUGAGAGGAAAUAACCUUGAAACCUCAGCGUGACUUCUCCAUCACAUGCAAGUUUGGAAACUGGAUGUCACACGCCACCUUUGACCUGUGCCAUCACCAUUGUAAUCUCUCGCCACGGACUCCAUUUUGGGCUCUUCUUUUUUCUGUCGCGCUCACCCCCCGCCCCCUCCCUCUCCGCUGGCCACUUUUGUCCGCUUUUACCGUAGUUUCUGUUGGGAGCUUUGUUUGUGCAUAAUUGUCUCUUUUAUAUAUAAAUAUAUAAAUAUCUAUAAAUAAUUUUUAUGUUUGUAAGUACAUUCUGUAUAUUGUUUCGGAUAGUUUUUAUUGCUUUCUGGCUUCAAAACAUGCAUGUGACUCCAUUGACUGGGAAGCGGGAGGCGGUGGAUGACAUCACAAUGUGGCUAAAACUCACCAAAAAAAACCAAAACUAAAACAAUUGGGAACUCCUUUUUUUUGCUGCGGUGUUGUACCUCUAAGAGCAGAAUGUAAAUAAACAAGGAAAGGGAAAAAAAAGCUGGGACAUGUUGAUUUGCAUAUCAAAAGGAACCAGUUGACGACGUUUGUCAAAACCCAAAGAAAUCAGAACAAGGAAAGCUUUGGUGCUAUUUUUCUCGUCUGUGGUGCUACGGUUUCCGUCUUCCUCGUGUGUGUGUGUGUGUGUGUAUGCGACACAGGUGAAUCUCUGCUGCAGGCUUGUUUGUUUUGUAUUUUGUUUCAUUUUGGGGGUGUCUUUGUGUUACAUGUUACGGUCCGUUUCCUCCGCGCAUCCACUCGCUUGAAUAACGGAAUGAAUGGGAGCGGGAGCACCCCCCCCCCCCCCCCCCCGACGGUUGCUCUCAAGACGCCGUAAAAUACCAAAGAGCAGGUUUUUGUGAUGCCCUCCUGCCUAAAAAAAAAAAAAAAGACAGCUUUACGUCAAAUAAUCUGCCAUGGUGCUUUUCCCUGCCAAACAGGUCCAAGUGUUCUCGUUUUGUUUUUUUUUUUAAUGAUGAUGCUCUUUGUUGAAACUAUGCACUCUCUCUGCUUAUGACCACUAGUAUCCACCACAGAACUUCUACAGGCUUCACAAAUGGGUCUUUUUGUGUUUCCUUUUGUUGAAUAAAAUAAUGGAAAAAAAUAAAUAAAUAUGUGACUUGAACCAUUUUUCAGAUUUAUGCUUGUAGAUUGGCUUUAUUGUUUCCAUUUCCAAAUUCAAGAUACAUUUCUUGUACAUUUCCACACCUAGCAUUGAGGCUGCCAUUCCUUUCUUUUCUAUCGACCGUCUUGUCAAACCUGUGUACGGACACAAAAAGACUAGCAGAUAUAUUUGUUUCCUUUUUUUCACCCCCCAAAUGUCAAUAAAUUGAAGUUUACUGUGGCCCUCCACUCCUUUGUAUGUCAUUUGAAGCAUUAAAACUUAUCUGUAUGCAUGAAA
Molecule: messenger RNA, 8115 nt
Organism: Doryrhamphus excisus (bluestripe pipefish)
Lineage: Eukaryota; Metazoa; Chordata; Actinopteri; Syngnathiformes; Syngnathidae
Source: RefSeq, a predicted model, not a curated record